AAAAAUAUGGAUGGAUGCUCAACAACAUAGUUCCAAACUUCUCAGGUUUCCACCACUGUUAUGCGAAUAUCCAAAUUGCAAAUAGUAAUUCCAACCAUUCGUUUUCACACCUUAUUUCCUAAUCAAGCAAACAGUGACUCCCACACUAGUCGCACUCGCCCCGCGCGUCCAGAUCAAAUAUAGACAAAGAAACAUUCAGCCGGCGCUAUCUUGUGCCAAAUAAAUUUUCUCCACCCAACAGUCAGCCAGUUGCGGCUAAGCAUUGAGUCAUGACAGAUCAUCCUCCUGUCGAAUCGAAAAGUGCCAUCCUGAAACCGUACCACCAGAUCACAGCCGUUCUAAAAUGUUGCGGACUCUAUCCGUUGGUAACGGAUCCGGAGAAGCGGUCUCGCCUUCGUUACAAGCUGUUGAAUACACUGGUCAUCCUGGCUGCGGUGGCCAUCUACGGUUACGUGCUGGUGUGCCAUUCCCUGGAGUCGGAAAUCAUCCGACUGAACACCGGUUCGGUCAUCAUCCAGCGGAUGUUGGACAUCUUUCACAUCGCCCAGUACGUGAUGGCCGUUACCGUGCCGGUGUUCGCUUUCCAUACUCUGGAUAAAACGCACCGAAUGCUCCGGGGACUGGAAGAAGCCAACGCCGGGUUCGUAAUGUGCUCCUCUGGUGGGGGAUCGAUUGCGUUUGCAUUCGUCAGGACGGCUAGAGUCGCUCGGCUUCUGCAACUGGCCUCGCUCGGAGUUCCUGUGGCCAGCAUGGCGGUGUGCAUAGUAGUGUGGAAAAUUCGUCGGCUUCAUGUUACCGUGGGAUUUGCGCUUAGACUGACGAAGUUCAUUUGCUUCUGUUCCUACGCCCAGCUGUGUACCCAGCCGACGUUGCUGUUGCUACUGAUCCGGGAUCGAUUUAUGGCCAUCAAUCGGAUGAUAAGAAUGUACUUCCCGACCACCCCAUCAUGCGGAGGAUUUCUGACGACUACGACCCACACCGAAACCGUGAUUUGCAACGAAAAGGAACAACUGGCCGUGCUGAAGCAAAUCAAAAUAUUGCACGAUAAGCUCAAUGAUGUGGUCGAGCUGGUCAAUUACUGCUUCUCGGUGCAGAUAACGUUUUGCGUCGGCCUGUGCUUUGUCAUUGGAGUUGUUUGCUCGUUUGGUCUGUUCCGAGCCUUCAUCUACCGCAACGAGCUGUUCUACAUGGGAGUCCUGAACUUUGUUUGGUACAUGUACUACCUGUUUUUCGUGCUGUUUUUCAUAGCUGUGGGCAGCAAGAUUACUCGGGAGGGAAAACGCAUAGGAGUGCUGGUGCACAAAGCCAUCAAUUGUGCCACGUCAAGUGCUGUAAUUAACGAAUUGAACAUCUUUUCCCAGCAGCUGCUGCACCGCAGCCCAGUAAUUACCUGCGGAUUGUUCGUUUACGAUUGGACCUUGCUCUACACGAUGAUUGGCGCCACGGCAACUUAUCUCAUAAUUUUGAUUCAAUUCGACGUAUCGUUUCCCAACUUGGUGAACGUAAAUGGAACGAACACGGCUACAUCGGGAGUUUAAGGUGACGAAACUAUGAAGCCUCUCGAUACAGGUUUUGAUGAGCCUUGACAUCCAUAUGCAUUUGUCCCAGUAUUGGUACCACUAAUUCCAGUAAAUUGAAUGGAAUCCAGCGAUAGUGAAUGUUCAAAUACUGUGUAUUGUAAUACAUGUAAGCUGAAAUAACAAUCACGAACUUGAAGAGCGUUCAUGUUCUAUGAUUGAAGAGCUUUUGAAAUGGGCCUUCUAGAAACAGUAAAUUGUUUAUACACAAUGUAUUAAAUGUAUGAUCUUAAUAAACUAAUUGCAGUUGUGUCUGCCAUA
Molecule: messenger RNA, 1838 nt
Organism: Aedes albopictus (Asian tiger mosquito)
Lineage: Eukaryota; Metazoa; Arthropoda; Insecta; Diptera; Culicidae
Exons: 6
Coding region: 270-1538 (422 amino acids)
Biological process (GO): sensory perception of taste; male courtship behavior; chemosensory behavior
Cellular component (GO): dendrite; membrane; neuronal cell body
Source: RefSeq, a predicted model, not a curated record